AAAAACAGCGUUGUGUAAUUUAACAAAAGUUGAUGGCUCGUUCGUACUACCAAUCGAUAUCAAAGAAUUUAUUCGAAAAGUAUACAGUUAUUUUUCAAAAAGAAAAACGAAGGAUAAUUCCUUAAAGCGUUUAAUAAGGAAGUUGAAGCCAAUCAGCCAAGAGUAAAUGCACGAAAGGUGGCGCAAGAACGAAACAACACCUACUUGCAAGCCCAGCUUCUUGGAGCAACUUUUACAAGACAAGGCUUCAACAACCCCAGAAACGACAGAUACCCCAAACCACCACUCACCUCAGACUUUAACAAGUCAAAGUUCAUCGUCAAGACCUAUAAAGAAGACCUGUACCUUGGAUAAAAAUAAAAAGAGAUUCACAAUAUUCCAUCCAACCGCGUAUCUGACUUGUCCAAAUAAGCCGAAAAUACAAAAGUCUGACCGAGAGGCGAUUGAUGAUUUCUGUGACAUUGCAAUGGAGUUUCUGAUCAAUUCAAAUAACAAUAAAAUUGGGGAAGCAAUGGAGGAUUACAAAAGGUACGCCGAGGAUAGACACCGAUUAGCUUCAUUUGAUAUAUUUCCUGGUGUCAGGGAUUUCAUCAACGAGGCCAUGAAUGCGGAUGAAAAGGACAUUGUGAGAAUGCUAUGGAACAGUAAGAUUCGAUUAAACUCUACCGGUUCAACUCGUACCUUAAUGGAUAUAAUAAGCUACACCCUCACUGAUUUUACUUCAAAUUGCAAACAGCCAUUAUCUAGUACCAAUAACCAUGAAAGAACACCAUUCGUAAAAUACAUAGUUCCAAUGUUCAAGUACUUCAGUCAAGAAAGACAAUUUAUUGAGUUCUGCUGGUGCGAAAAGGGCUUGGAAACACAAGACAUGGCUGUACUGGAAAAUAAUGAUUUUGUGAUUAGCUUAGUUGACAAAAAAUAUGCGGAUGCAUUGGGGAAAAACACCAUGACCAGUAACGAAGAAUUUUUUGUCGAAUGUAGCAGUGGAUUUGAGAAAGAGGUGGUAAAUCACUCAUUGGAUGAUACUUUAAAACUCUUAGUUGAAUGCAGCAAUUCAUUACUUAAUACCAUUAAACAAAAUAAGAAUGCCAGUAUCGAAUCAAUCACAAAAAAGUGCGCAUUCGGUGUUCAGGUGAUCAAGCAAACACUAACUCUUACAAAAAUGACACUCUCAAAAUCGGGUAAGUGGAAGCUUGUGGAAGUACGAUCUGCCUAUGUUCCAACUACCUGGCAAUUGCGUGCGAAUUGGAAUCUCCUCUUCGAGAUGUUAGCUACUAUUUACCACGAGCUACUUGAACAGCGCGAAUUGAAUGCUCAGAUUGUUAAUGAAGUAUGCGGCUUGACUAAACUUCCCUCGGUGACCGUUGUCGACCACUUCUCAAAUAUGAAUACUUGAUUAUUCUCAUGUUUUAUCUUUAAAUAAUUGAAGAUACCUAAAAAAAAUGUUGUAUAUUAUAUAAUACUGUUAGGAGCGGGGCGGGGCAAGAGCAGAACAAAAUGAUUAUUAAGGUGAGUACAGGAGAAACAGAAUUGUAUAUCGAUUAGUAUUGAUUUAUAUAUAUAUAAAAGUAUGACAGUAGAAAAAGGUUGUUCAAAGAAACAGUAAAAAUAGAUAAGAUCUUGAACACAAAAAUAAAAAAAAAAUAAACGUGCUGUUAUUUAUAUUAAUUG
Mucor mucedo is the source of this 1671-nucleotide messenger RNA. RefSeq lists its product as uncharacterized. The record is from RefSeq and is a predicted model, not a curated record. The transcript is spliced from 3 exons. The coding region runs from base 167 to 1396 and encodes 409 amino acids. NCBI's taxonomy places the organism in Eukaryota, Fungi, Mucoromycota, Mucoromycetes, Mucorales, Mucoraceae.